Acanthoscelides obtectus is the source of this 2906-nucleotide messenger RNA. The record is from the annotation of a GenBank genome assembly. NCBI's taxonomy places the organism in Eukaryota, Metazoa, Arthropoda, Insecta, Coleoptera, Chrysomelidae.
CUUCAACCCCGUCAAACCUGCCGCGUGAAUAAUACGCUGCGGAAAAAUCCGUGAACUAAAGGUAGAUCACGUGUAUCGCGGGAUUGUUCCCGAAAGUAUACGUAAACAGUGCUACGCAACACCAUCAGUGCUAUGUUAGAGUUUUAUCAUCCGAACUUGAACAUUAUGGCUUCGAUGCUGCCGCCGGAGAGGAGCAAUAGUUCUAGUGGGGGGAACGAUUGCAAUACUAGACCAGAUAACCUGAUAAAGUGCGAGAAAAACUGGUGCGAAAACAAUAACAUCCAUAAUACUUUAGAUAGUGGAGGUGGAGGAAGCCAAAUAAAAUGUGAGAAAAACUGCGAGAUAUGCGAGGGAUGCGGAUUGAAAAUUCACGAUAGAUACCUGAUGCGUGUGGCUGAUACCAGUUGGCACGAAGCUUGCCUUAUAUGCUCGAUGUGUGGCAUACUGCUGCAACAUUCCUGCUACACUAGGAAUACUAAACUAUACUGCAAGGCUGAUUAUGAUAGGAUAUUCGGAAUAAAAUGUUCUCGUUGCGGUGACCGCCUGCUACCACAUGAGCUUGUAAUGCGCGCUCAGCAACACGUGUACCACCUACAGUGCUUUGCUUGUGUGGUAUGCAGGCAACCCCUGCAGAAGGGCGAGCAGUUCGUGCUGCGCGCAGGACAGCUGUUCUGCAGGCAGGACUUCGAAAAGGAGAUGUUCCUCUUGCAGCAGGCUGCGGGGAGCGGAGAAGACGAAAUGGAUGAGAAUAGCAGGCCUAGGGAUGGUCGUAGAGGGCCAAAACGGCCCCGGACGAUUCUGACAUCGGCGCAACGGCGACAGUUCAAAGCCUCCUUCGAAGUUAGUCCGAAACCGUGUCGGAAAGUACGAGAGGCACUUGCCAAAGAAACGGGCUUGUCGGUUCGCGUUGUGCAAGUCUGGUUCCAGAACCAGAGGGCGAAAAUGAAAAAGAUUCAGAGGAAGGCGAAACAAGAAGACGGAAAGGACAGAGAUAAGGAUAAAGGUGAUAAAGAUGACAAGUCGGUCAAACAAGAAUCUCCAGGAAGCGAGCAUAGCCAUUACAUGGGGGUUGGUGGAGAUGGACAUUUCAGUGGAUCCAGUCAACCCCUCAAUCCCAACGUGCCCUAUUCUCCUGACGAUAAUUACCCUGCAAACUCUGGUGAGAGCUUCUGUAGCUCGGACAUCUCACAAGAUGACAGUACGAAUUUCGAGCAUCUGGACGAAGCCACUUCAGAUACGCUAUCACUUCAAAACAUGGAACUGCAGACACAGCCACAUCACGAGGCUGUACCGGCACCUGGAAGUAUCGCGAACCCCAUCGACAAGUUGUACCUAAUGCAAAACUCUUAUUUCAGCACAGAACAGUAGACUUCUUCGAGGAAUAUUUGUGAAUAGUAUGUAUAUAAAGACCAAAGCUAGUCAAAUUGUGAUAUACUGGCAGUAUAUGUUUAUACUGGUGAAUUACGGCAGGAUAAUAUACAGAUAUAGGUGUUAUUAAAUUGCGAGGAAAAUCUAGUCUGGUGGAAUUUCAGUUGAUUCAUGCUUUGAAUGAUGAGGUGCGAUAUACCUGUGGUAUUUUUAAAUCCAAAAACUCGCGCGAAACCCUCGAGAAAAUUUCGAGUUUAGGGGCAAACGCUUGGAAAUUUUCCCUCGUAUGAUCUAGUCGACAAUUAUUGCUUUAAUAUUUUUGAACAUUGUGGCAUCCUAUGCACGACACGUACUUGGAACUUAAGUAACUUUCUCAUUUGUUGGUGCGGCGCGAUUCUGUCAGUGUUGCCAUUAUUUUAAAAGAGACUUUUCCAUAGCAUUUCGCACCAACUAAUGUAUUAACCAUCUUGCAAUUCGGCUACGUUAUGCAUAACUUGACCAAAAUUUUACUGCAAUAGCGCAGAUACUCAAUGUACUUAUAAAAAAUGCAAGCACCAUAGAGACCUGGUAUUCAAGAACAAAAAUAGUUUAAGCUAAAUACCAAACGUAUAUUUGAUGUUACUUAUUUUGCAACUUCCAACGCCUUGCAUGAAGUGGCCAAUCUACAUAAAAUUGGCUGUUAGUCACCCUAGGCGGGAAGGCAAAGAAUGUGAGGAAAAUGUAUGAGAUAGCGGUGUGCGACAGCUACAGCUUCCUUCAGGUACUCAAAAGAUACAGAACGCUCUUUAAAAUGCUUUAAAACUGCCUCUUACUCUUAAGCAAUCUUGAAGAUUUCUGAGGUAAGAUUCCGGUUUACAGAUGCGUCAAAAUGAAUCAAUAAUUUUAGGAGCAAGCUACAGUCAGUAGAGCCCAGCCGCCGUCUUGAAAUUAUCGUUAUUUUUACGUUCAAAUAUAGUAUCCAUGCGUCAAAUGUAUCAUCUCGAAUUGCAGCUUGUUAAGUUGACAGUUCAAGUAGGGGGUACCUUUCUGAAAAGCAAUGUAGACUGAAGAGUGAAAGCUUGGCUCAAAAUUAGAGAAAUCAAGAUAAGCUUUUUUGUAUUCAUGUUAAAACUAAUUUUGGAGCUGACUCUAAAGAGAUCAAUAUAACUUAUGCUCAAGGAUGCCAAGAAGUUAUAUAGCGAUAUACGCUGUAAACCAUAUACCACUGACACCAUAAUGUGUACGAGAGGGAAGCGCGAGAAACGUGCAAGGCGUGAGUUAGAAAGAGAUAGAAACAUCUCGUUGCCUAGCAACCCGAGUGACGAGGCCACGAACGCAAUGGGCGCACUCUUUCUUUCAUUCAUAUUGGACGCUUCUAGCGCUUCUCUCUCGUACACAUUAUAUCAGCCAAAUUUGAACCUCACCGAAGAUGAGUUUAAUGGUCAAUCAGAUUUUGAGAGAACUUGAGCAUGAAUAAUACAAACCUUUUAAUUCAGGUUCUUCAUUCCAUUCUAAAAUGUGUGGCUAUUUUUCGUUCUGUUUUAUUUAAUUUUUAUAUG